UAGUUGGCAUUACUUCUUCGCUUAGAGCCGCCGCUGCUUUUCAGCAACACAAUCCUAAGGCGGCAUACAAACAGUAUAUUUUAGAGGUUAAAAGAAAGAAGAAGAUAAACCGAAGGAAAGGCUAAAUUCUAAAUAUUUUGAAAUAUUUGUGCCGAACGAAAAGUAUCCUUAAAACAUGGUCCGCUACAAGACAAGGUAAUUCGAGGUACAUGAUUCUUGAAAUAACACCGCAUAAGAAUAACGAUAAACUAUUAUCAUUGAAAGCCACAGCUCUACAGGAUGCUAUUCAACAAAAAGUGCAAACAAUGUUCGGUGAUUUUGGAGUGGCUGCGAUAAAAGCUGCCUUUAGAUCAAGAUAUUGUAACACACACACUAAAAUUGCAAUGAUCAAGGCAGGACAUGGCCCUCACAAAUUCUUAUUGCGUGCUAUUCCACUAAUAAACGAUAUAAGUGGACGACAUGUUAAAAUAAGUAUUCUAUAUGUUGGAGCGACUAUGAAACAUUGCUUUCUGUUUAUCAGAAAACAUCAAGAAAAGAAGCUGGAACAAAUAUGGGCAAGUUUACGGACAGAAACUGAAAGAAAAGAAAUGGAAAAAGUUCUUAUGACUCUGACACCUGCUAUGAAAGACUUUAUAUCAAAAUAAUGUAACACAAUGUGAUAUAUAAUUUUUAGCUGUAUAUAAUAUAAUAUAUAUUUAACUACUACUCUUUCACAUUUCCAUUCUUGUAAAUAGUUGUUUAUAUGUUUAAGAGGGUAUGUGUAAAGACACUAUA
Molecule: messenger RNA, 774 nt
Organism: Dinoponera quadriceps
Lineage: Eukaryota; Metazoa; Arthropoda; Insecta; Hymenoptera; Formicidae
Gene: Pop5
Product: ribonuclease P/MRP protein subunit POP5
Exons: 4
Coding region: 210-644 (144 amino acids)
Biological process (GO): tRNA 5'-leader removal
Cellular component (GO): ribonuclease P complex
Molecular function (GO): ribonuclease P RNA binding
Source: RefSeq, a predicted model, not a curated record